Molecule: messenger RNA, 999 nt
Organism: Trypanosoma conorhini
Lineage: Eukaryota; Euglenozoa; Kinetoplastea; Trypanosomatida; Trypanosomatidae
Product: phosphatidylcholine:ceramide cholinephosphotransferase 2
Exons: 1
Coding region: 1-999 (332 amino acids)
Biological process (GO): ceramide biosynthetic process
Cellular component (GO): Golgi membrane; endoplasmic reticulum membrane
Molecular function (GO): ceramide cholinephosphotransferase activity; sphingomyelin synthase activity
Source: RefSeq, a predicted model, not a curated record
AUGGAACGUGCGUGGCCUUCGGGGCCGCUGCCGCUGAAAACGCAGGCCAUUCGUUUCAUACCAGUGCUUUUAUUCUCUAUUUUUAUCCUCGCCUGUGCACUUCUGGUGACUAAUGAGCGGAUGCCAGACCCCAAGAUUGUUCGGCCACUGCCCGAUAUUCUUUUUGAGUUGUUUCCAAAAGUUGGAUGGCUGGAGAACAUGACGGAUGUCGGCAUAGGACUUCUUAACGCGCUUAGUAUACUGGUCUUGUUUAAGUUGUACCUGCUCCAUCGUCAGAGCGAGAGGCGCAAUGAAAUACAGCUUCCAUUUCAGAUUCCAUUUGUCAGCAGAUUCCUUUUUGGUGUGUGGGAAGGAAAGCAUGAUACUGGAAUUGAAAAGCGGGAUGUGCAUUUGAUUGCCUGGAUUCGCUUCGUGACAACGUACUUUACGGUCCUGCUGUUUCGUUCACUUGUUAUUGUCAUGACGUCAUAUCCCGCGACAGACAAUCACUGCCAGAACCCAGUAAAAAUCGAAAAUCCGGUUAAAAACGUGAUUCUGACGGUGGUAACGCUAGGUUCUGGGGCAAUUCACUGCGGGGAUCUAAUGUUCAGCGGUCAUACAGUCAACAUCACGCUUAGUGUCAUGCUGCAGUGGGUUUAUGGGCCCAUGUUGCACAUGAUAUUUCGGCCCCUGUCUGUUGUGUUGGUCCUUCUUAGUUUCUACUUUAUUAUUGCCUCCCGUUCUCACUACACCGACGAUAUUCUUGUGUCCUUCUAUGUGACGGCUGUGACAUUUGUGGCAAUGCGUCACUCACCAGAUGGGGCGCCGUGGCAACUGCAGCUUUUAAUCGGCUGGUGGCCGUGCUGCGGCUCAAGCGCGUCCACCGAGGCUGGGGAUGGAAACGCCGUCGUGGUGGCGGUUGAGGUGCUUUCAUCAUAUGAGGUGGGCCCGCCUACGGUGAGUGUGGGGAUACAAGAAACAAAGGCGGUUGAACCAACUCGGGCAAAUGCUGCAAUGUGA